Molecule: messenger RNA, 1476 nt
Organism: Daldinia vernicosa
Lineage: Eukaryota; Fungi; Ascomycota; Sordariomycetes; Xylariales; Hypoxylaceae
Exons: 1
Coding region: 1-1476 (491 amino acids)
Molecular function (GO): protein binding
Source: RefSeq, a predicted model, not a curated record
AUGGACUCCCUCCCCGAAGAAAUCCUCGUCGCCGUCAUGGACAAGCUGGACCGCAAGGCCGACAUGUCCACCAUCCUGAGCCUGCGCGGCGUCAGCCGCAAGUGGCGCCGCGUCGCCACCCCCUACGUCCACAUCGCCGUCCAGAACUACCAGCCCCGGGACGGUGGUCACGCCGACGACGCUCCCUGGAACUGGAACUGGAACUUCCACCCCUCUACCGAUCUCCUCUGCUACCUCUGCUGGAAGCUCUCGCAGAAGCCGCACCUCGCCCGCUUCGUCAAGGAGGUCGCCUCCCGCCCCUGGAAGGACGCCCGCUGGAAAUCCGAGGUUGCCAAGGCCGACUUGGGCGCGCGGUACCGCGGGGCGCUCGCGGGCGUUGUAGGGGCUGCUGCUGCUGCUGUUCCGGACGAUGUGAAGGAUAGUAUUGUCGCCGAGAUGCUGUGCGAUGCGGGCGACGCGCUGCUCGCGUUCGUGCUGAUCCUGUGCACCGACAUCGAAGUCCUCAUGAUCCCGGCUCUCGAUAGGGGAUGCGGGCCGCGGACAAGACAGGUUCUCCGAUGCGCGCACGCCGCGCAGCUCCAGAGUCCGCCGCUGCCGCCGCCGCGGGGGGAUGGCCGCGAAGCUAUUAUGCUCGGCGCCGUCCGACACGUCCAGCUGGGCGACUACGUUAACGGGUUAUGCCUCGCGGACGCUCUGGAUAUCCUCGCCCUGCCGAAGCUGCAGCAUCUCGAGCUGGGCAACUUGGGAGAUACUACCGUCGACGGCAGCCAGCCUUUACCACCCCCCUUACGCCCCAGGGCUCCUCACCACCUGCAGAACCGCGGGCCGGUCGAUAUAACGCUCGAGUCGUGCCGUCUCAGUGGGAAGGGCCUAACCACGCUCCUCGCCGCAUGCGGCCGCCCGCGCUCCCUCUUCGUCAAGAUGCGGACCGGCAACGUGCAGCCCUCGCGAGCGCCGUGUUUCGCCGAGGCGCUCGAGAAGUAUGGCCAGGGCCUCGAGUUCUUGUACCUCGACACGACGGCAUUUGAAGACGGGUUAGCCGGUGCUACCACCACCACCACCGACCCCCAUCCCAACUCCAACUCCGAAACACCCACCACCACCCCAAGCGCCCACUUCCUCCGCGCCCUAUCCACCCUAACCCCCACUCUCCGAUUCCUAGCGCUAUCCCGCGCCGACUUCCCCACGCCCGCGGCCCUAGGAGCCGCGCUACCCGCCUCCCUGCGCGAACUCCUAGUCCUGGAAGUAAACGACUCCUCCGACUCCGAUGACGGCGCAUACCGGAAUCUAGUGCGCGGCCGGGAUACCCCUCGGCUAGAGCGCGUAGUGUUGUGCCAGCGCGCCACGUCUAACAGCGACGCGGGCGCCAUGUACGACGGCUGUCUGCGGGACAGGAAGUUACCUAGCACGCGGGUGUUGGAGAAGAGCUGCUGUACCGUGUUUACGUGGUGCGUGGGCGUAGACGUGGGCGAGUAA